AUGACGAGUCUUAAGCGUUCGUUCGAGACGGACCCUUUCGCCGCCAAUAUCUCGAGCAAGGUCUACGUCCGUUCGACGAGAAAGGGCAAGGUUCAGAAGAUUGUGAGGGAGGUUUACCUGCGUCAAGAUAUCCCCUGCUCGUCAAAGCUGUGCCGGGUCUGUCUGCAGACGGCGCCCAGAGAUGCAGCCAACAAUGUUCAACCCUUCGUUCUCUCUGACAAGCCGGCGGGGACAAAGGCGUUCCCCCAGGGGCACUACAUCGUCCCCGACACCAACGCGUUGCUGAACGCCAUGGACCUCUUUGAGCAGAGCUCGGCUUUCUACGACGUUGUCAUUCUGCAGACGGUGCUCGAGGAGCUGCGCAACCGCUCGCUACCCCUGUACAACCGCCUCGUCGGCCUCACAAAGAGCGAGGACAAGCGCUUCUACGUCUUCUUCAACGACUUCCGCCUCGAGACGUACGUCAACCGGGAGUCCAAUGAGACGGUCAAUGACCGCAACGACCGCGCCGUGCGCAAGGCGGUGAAGUGGUACGCCGACCACCUGGCGCAGACAAAGGCCAAGACGGUGCCCGCCGUCGUGAUGCUGAGCGACGACCAGGACUGCCUGAGGAAGGCCAAGACCGAAGGUGUCGCGGCCAUGUCACUCUCCGAGUACGUCGGCGGUCUCGAGGAUGGCGAGAGGUUGCUGGACAUGAUUGCCGAGUCGCGGAACUCGAGCUUUUCCAAGAAGCCCGCCGGCCCGAUCUACCCGGAAUACUUCACCAUGUCGAAGCUGAUGACCGGCGUCAAGGCCGGUCUUCUUCACCAGGGCAUCUUCAAUGUCUCGCCGUACAACUACCUGGAGGGUUCCAUUCACGUACCCGCAUUCCCCAAGCCUCUCAUCGUCCUCGGCAGAGAGAACAUCAACCGGGCCGUAAGCGGCGAUGUAGUCGUGGUUGAGGUUCUGCCAAAGGACCAGUGGAAGGAGCCGUCGACCAAGAUCAUCGAGGAAGAGGCGGUCACGCGCGACGAGAACGCCGACGGGGAGGAAGCGCAGGACUUUGUCUCGGAAAAGGAGCGCAAGGCACUGCAGGAGGAGGUGAAGAAGACGCAUAAGAACAGCACCGAAGGCCGGCCGCAACCGACGGCAAAGGUCGUCGGCGUCAUCAAGCGUAACUGGCGGCAGUAUGUCGGACAUAUUGACCCUUCGUCUGCGAGCAAGAGCGGCGGCCAGGGCCGCAAGUCGGACAAUGUUUUCCUCAUCCCCAUGGACAAGCGCAUUCCCAAGAUCAAGCUGCGCUCGAGACAGGUUUCCGAGCUUCUCGGCAAGCGCUUGUUGGUCACGAUUGACGCCUGGGACCGCGAUUCCCGGCACCCCGUGGGCCACUUUGUGCGUUCGCUUGGUGAGCUCGAGACCAAGGCCGCGGAGACGGAGGCCCUCCUGCUGGAGUACGACGUGCAAUACCGUCCCUUCCCCAAGACGGUGCUCGACUGUCUGCCAAAGGAGGGCCACGACUGGAGAGUACCACAGAGCCUGGAAGAUCCCGGCUGGAGGGACAGAGAGGAUCUCCGCAAGCUCCUCAUCUGCAGUAUCGACCCCAUCGGCUGCCAGGAUAUCGACGACGCUCUCCACGCAAGGCCUCUCCCCAACGGAAACUUUGAGGUUGGCGUCCACAUCGCCGACGUCUCCCACUUUGUCAAGCCCGCCAAUGCCAUGGACACGGAGGCUAGCUUGCGAGGCACCACCGUGUACCUAGUCGACAAGAGAAUCGACAUGUUGCCGAUGCUUCUCGGUACCGACCUGUGCUCGCUGAAGCCCUACGUCGAGCGUUACGCCUUCUCCUGUAUCUGGGAGAUGAAUGCCAACGCAGACGUCGUCGGCGCCCGCUUCACCAAAUCCGUCAUCCAGUCAAAGGAGGCAUUCAGCUACGAGGCGGCCCAGCUGCGCGUCGACGACGCCUCGCAGCAGGACGACCUCACCAACAGCAUCCGAACGCUCAUGAUGCUGUCCAAGAAGCUGAAGCAGAAGCGCAUGGACGCCGGCGCCCUCAGCCUGUCCUCCCCCGAGGUCAAGGUGCAGAUGGAGUCGGAGACGUCGGAUCCCAUCGACGUCAAGACGAAGCAGCACCUCGACACAAUGUCCCUCGUCGAGGAGUUCAUGCUUCUCGCCAACGUCAGCGUCGCCGCCAAAAUCUACGAGGCGUUUCCCCAGACCGCCAUCCUCCGCCGCCACGGCGCCCCGCCAAAGACAAACUUUGACGAGCUCUCGAACCAGCUGCGCGUCAAAAAGGGCCUCGAGCUCCGCGUCGACUCGAGCAAGGCGCUCGCCGACUCCCUCGACACCUGCGUCGACCCCGUCGACCCCUUCUUCAACACCCUAGUCCGCAUCAUGGCCACCCGCUGCAUGAUGUCCGCCGAGUACUUUUGCUCGGGCACCCAGGCCUACCCGGAAUUCCGCCACUACGGUCUCGCCUCGGAAAUCUACACGCACUUCACCUCCCCCAUCCGCCGGUACGCCGACCUCGUCGCCCACCGCCAGCUCGCCGCCGCCAUCGGCUACGAGGCCAUCCACCCGGCCGUCCGCAGCCGCGGCCGCCUCGAGGCCGUCUGCAAGAACAUCAACGUCCGCCACCGCAACGCCCAGCUCGCCGGCCGCGCCAGCAUCGCCUACUACGUCGGCCAGGCCCUCAAGGGCCGCGUCGCCGAGGAGGAGGCCUUUGUCAUGAAGAUCUUCAGCAACGGUUUCGUCGUGUUGGUCCCGCGGUUCGGUAUCGAGGGCCUGAUUCGGCUGCGGGACCUCGCGGAGCCCGAGCCCGAGAGCACCUUUGACGCGGAGAAUUAUGUGCUUACCACGAGCGGGAGCAAGGAGCUGCGGGUGGAGCUGUUCCAAAAGGUCAAGGUCAAGGUUACGGAUGAGAAGGAUGAGAUGACGGGUAAGAGAGGUGUCAAGAUGGAGCUUGUUGCCGUUUGA
Molecule: messenger RNA, 2952 nt
Organism: Colletotrichum costaricense
Lineage: Eukaryota; Fungi; Ascomycota; Sordariomycetes; Glomerellales; Glomerellaceae
Product: RNB domain-containing protein
Exons: 2
Coding region: 1-2952 (983 amino acids)
Biological process (GO): rRNA catabolic process
Cellular component (GO): nuclear exosome (RNase complex); cytoplasmic exosome (RNase complex)
Molecular function (GO): 3'-5'-RNA exonuclease activity; RNA binding; endonuclease activity
Source: RefSeq, a predicted model, not a curated record